CUUUUAUUUUGGUAUGACUACAUGACCUCAUAAGGCCCCCGUCGCAUUCAUGCUUCUGUGAUUCGGCUGGAGGAAGGACAGAUUGUCCAAAAACACAGAAAAUCUCCUGGUGAAGUGAUCCAUGUGACACUAUUGUAAAGAUGGCGUUUUUUGAAGAGGAGAGUGAAGUCAUGAAGCCUGAAGAAGCACUUGGAGUGAUACAUGAAGAUACUGAGGAACAAAUAGACUGGAUGUUGCUGAAAGAGGAGAUGGAAGAACUGAAUGAAAUGGAAAAGAAAAGUCAGAAUGAGAAUUGUCAGGAUUUCAUGACUGUAGAAGAAUCUCUUACUUGCUUACAAACAGGAAGUAAAAAUCUUGAAGUCCACAUGAGUGUUCACACUGAAGAGAGCCCUUUCACCUGCCAGCACUGUGGAAAAAGUUUCAAUCGAAAAAGGAACCUUAACAUCCACUUGAAUAUCCAUUCUGAAAAGGAGCCAUUCAUAUGCCCUCAGUGUGAAAAGACAUUUACACAGAAAAAAUACCUUACUGCCCACUUAAGAAUCCACAAUGGAGAGACCCCAUAUACCUGCAAACUGUGUGAGAAGAGUUUCUCACUAAAAGGAAAUCUUAAGACUCACAUGAGAAUCCACACUGGAGAGAAGCCAUUCAUAUGUGCUCAGUGUGGAAAGAGUUUUAAACAGAAAAGAGACCUUAACGUCCACAUGAGAAUUCACACUGGAGAGAAGCCUUACAUCUGCGAACAAUGUGGGAAGAGCUUCACACACCAAGAAAGUUUUAAGAUUCACAUGAGAAUUCACACUGGAGAGAAGCCAUUCACAUGUGAUCAGUGUGGAAAGAGUUUCAGAUAUAGAGACAAGCUUAAUAAUCACAUAAGGAUUCACUCAAGGGAGAACUGUUUUAGAUGUCCUCACUGUGAAAAGAGUUUCACAGAAAGGAAUAAUCUUAUGAGUCAUGUAAAAACUCACACUGGAAAGAAGAUUUUCAUGUGCCAUCACUGUGGAAAGAUUUGCUCAAAGAAAACAAACCUUGAGAAUCACAUAAGGGUUCACACUGGAGAGAAGCCUUUUACUUGUCCUCAGUGUGGAAAGAGUUUCAGACUUAAAGGAAACCUAAAUGCUCACAUGAGAGUUCACACUAGAGAUGCCUUACAAGUGUCUUAGUGUGAAGAGAUUUUCACAUAUCUCUCAGACCUGAAACGACAUGUGCAAACUCAUUCUUAAAAGAAAUCGCAGUGUUCCUCAGUGUGACUAAAGGUUUAGAAAAUGGAGCAAUUUCAACAAUCAUGUGCACGUUCACUCUGGAGGAAGGCAGUUCAGUUGAGAUAAUCAGUGUAAUAAAAACAUCACACAUACAGAUAUGCCUAUACAGAUAAUGUCAUGUGAAUGUGAGAAAAUACAUAUAUGUCUAAAAUCAAGGCUACUUUCACAUCACAGCUGAAUGUGGGUCAUAUCUGAUUCAUUACCACUUAUUUUAUUUGUAUUAACUUCUAUUUAAAUCCUUGACCUCUUUAUACUAUACCUUGUGGCUUUUUAUUUUCUUGUAACGACUGAGACACGUGUGUUAUAUUUAAUGAAUAAUAUUUAAAACCCUGUGCCAAGGUGUCUGCGACCACCCCCAAAGUAUUAGUACCAGGCCCCUGGUUGCCAUGGUUUUACGACUUAAAAGAAUGCAGAACUAUGCUUUAAACUCACUUGAAUCAGGCCAUAGGGAAGACACAAAGCCUGUAAAAACAGACUCUUUUGCCUCAAUUUAUGGACAAACUGUUCUAUAAAUGAACAUGCAUCCCAGGACAUUGUGUGUAUGAUUAUUACUGUUGUGUGUAGUGUCUUUUUGUAUGGUAUUUUGUUUUAUGAAUAUGUUAUGAUAGAACCAAUGGCUAAUGUAACCUCACCUAUACCAAGUUUGGGGUCUACGUGUUUGUAUUUUGAAGAUUUAAAUGAUUGUGUAUAUGAUAUGUUUUUAGCUGUGCAACAUAUUAAUAUUACAAGAAUCUUUCCUUCUCCAACAACCAAUCCAGUUACAUAUGCAAAUGCCCUGCUCGAAGGACAAAGGAUCGUAAAACUAAAUUUCCAGCUUGGAAAUUGGUCAGGUCAACCUUAAGAGGUGUGACUUCUCCCAGACUGUUCCUCUUGCUCCUCCGACUGACUCUUGGUAUCUCUUAGUUGCUGCAAGGCCUCAACCUGCACUCCAGCCAUGUGCUUACCUUGGAGAGAGAGAGAAAUCUUUCCCAACUACAAGAGUCAAAAUAACCAUGCAAGUUCAUCAUUUCUUCAUUCAACGCAGGAGAAAUCGAUUGCAACUUCAACACCAUCGAUUCACGGAAUCACCAAGAACCUGUUCAGAACAACAGACUGCAAAGGCCAUGCAAGUAACGAAUAUUUUAACUAAACAGAGCUUUUUGAUAAGCAGUAAAAUCCUCUUAACGAGGUGCUUUGGAAUAAUAAACUGAUGGUUCUUUUCAUGGUUUAAUGACUCUUUUUCCAUAGCUUCAUUCCCUGUUCCCAUUUCCGGCUUCAUUCUAUCGAGUUCCAUCUUACUCAUGUAUGUGUGUUUGUUAGAUUAGUUGUGUUUGUGAUUUAGUUAAUAAAAUUUGUGCACAAUA
Messenger RNA from Ctenopharyngodon idella (grass carp), 2602 nucleotides. Its product is annotated as gastrula zinc finger protein XlCGF8.2DB-like. Gene Ontology annotation, molecular function: DNA-binding transcription activator activity, RNA polymerase II-specific; RNA polymerase II cis-regulatory region sequence-specific DNA binding. The transcript is spliced from 3 exons. Lineage: Eukaryota; Metazoa; Chordata; Actinopteri; Cypriniformes; Xenocyprididae. The coding region runs from base 141 to 1160 and encodes 339 amino acids. The record is from RefSeq and is a predicted model, not a curated record. Gene Ontology annotation, cellular component: nucleus. Gene Ontology annotation, biological process: regulation of transcription by RNA polymerase II.